UAUUUUCUGGUUAAACAAUUUUUUGUACAUUGUUUUUUUUACAAAUUUAAGUCAUUUUUAUUCAUUUCUGACUUUUUUAAUUUAAAAAUGUGUCUCUAUUAUCUUGAGUUAAUGUUUGUAAAUAGAGGUUUUUAAUGUAAAACCAUCAUGGAUUCCUACGGUCAUGGGAACGAAACGUCCUUCAGAUGAUGAAAGAACUUUCGGGAAGAAGAAGCCAGCCAGCCCCUGGGCGCUGGGGUUGCUGGAAUCAAUGAAAGAUCCCAAGUUGUUUGUCGAGGAUGAUGAGCAUGUUGUCGUCAUCAGGGACAAAUAUCCAAAGGCAGAAUAUCACUAUCUGGUUCUCCCUAAAGAAGAUAUACCUACUAUGGAUAGAUUGACCAACAGUCACUUGAAUCUCUUGAAGCAUAUACAAGAAGUUGGUGAACGACUGGCUUCGGUCAACUCGCAGAGAACAUUUAAAUUGGGAUAUCAUGCAGUACCCAGUAUGUCUCACAUACACCUACAUGUCAUUAGUGAUGACUUCAACUCUCCUUGGCUGAAGACAAAGAAACAUUGGAACUCCUUCACCACAGAGUACUUUGUUCCUUCUGAAAGUGUGAUUUCUCAAGUAGAAAAAUAUAAGAAGUUUGCUCCAGCAUCAAAAGAAAAAAGCAAACUGUUAUUGGAGAAGCCACUAGCUUGUCAUAAGUGCAGCUUCCUUCCUGGGAACAUGCCAAAACUCAAGUCACAUUUGUUAACACACUUGAAAAAAUAAAACAUUAUUUAUUGCCAGGCGUGCAAGUGUUUGUGCCAAGUUCAUUAUGCAAAUGUAAUUGGCAACAUUUUUUUGUCUCCUCCCAUUAAUAGCUUGUGGCUGUGAAUAUUUUUGUAUUUUAUGGCUUGUAAGAGAAAUAAAAACUUCUUGUUUUCAGAUUUUUCACUAAAA
Molecule: messenger RNA, 925 nt
Organism: Bacillus rossius redtenbacheri
Lineage: Eukaryota; Metazoa; Arthropoda; Insecta; Phasmatodea; Bacillidae
Gene: Aptx
Product: aprataxin
Exons: 5
Coding region: 164-754 (196 amino acids)
Biological process (GO): single strand break repair
Cellular component (GO): nucleus
Molecular function (GO): single-strand break-containing DNA binding; mismatched DNA binding; single-stranded DNA binding
Source: RefSeq, a predicted model, not a curated record